Messenger RNA from Closterium sp. Naga37s-1, 1350 nucleotides. Lineage: Eukaryota; Viridiplantae; Streptophyta; Zygnematophyceae; Desmidiales; Closteriaceae. The record is from the annotation of a GenBank genome assembly.
AUGAUCCGACCGCGGCUUCUGAGCGUGGUGCUGGGACUCCUAUCCGUGGCGACGAUUGCAGCAGCUUACAGAAGCACUCAAGCCCCGCUGCGCAUCGACUGCGGCUCGGACAGCCCCACGUCGGCCAACGGAUUGGAAUGGCAGGGCGACAAAUACUCCAACGGCGGCGACUCGCACACCAUCGCAUCCGCGAACUCUUUCUCGCUCAACACUGUAGAGUCGACGCUCCGGGCGUUUCCCGUCGGCACCACCGGCUGCUACAAUAUCCCCGUUGUUGAGGGCCGCUAUCUCGUGCGCGUGAGCUUCGCGUAUUACAACUACGACGAUAAGAACAUGCCGCCGUACUUUAGCGUGCUCGUGCAAAACACUGUAGUCGAGAGCGUCGACAUGACCGUUGUACAGUCCAACUUCGUUAGCGGAGCGUACUACUCCGACUAUAUCGCGUACGCACUCAACGGGAAGCUCGCCGUGUGCUUCCAAGCACAGCCCGGGUCGCCCGGCCCCGCUAUAGUGAACUCGUUGGAAGUCCUCCCGCAAGACACUGACGCGUACGACGCCGCGACGCUCGGCAACAAGGUCAUCCUCUCCACAUACGUUCGGCUCAACAUGGGCGGCGGCAAGGUCGGGCCCGAACCUGCAGACCCGGGCUUCCGAACCUGGAUGGAGGACGUCCGGCCGGAGCAAGGCAACUUCACCGUCCUAACCAAAGACUCAGCCUCGGCACCGAUCGCCGGCACGGGAGUGGCACCGGACUUCCUCCCCCCGGCGGUUUUCGAAACUUCCCGGGCUGCCCUGACGCCUCUAUCGAACGCGAGCGGCGUCGCCGGACGACCGUCGCAACUGUCGCAGGCGACGGGGUUUCGCAUGACGGUGCUGCCAGUGGACAAAAACAACAUGUGGUAUAUCCGAUUUUAUUUUGUCGAGCUCGACCCCUCCGCUCAGCCCGGCGAUCGCGUCUUCGAGAUUCUGCUGGGCAGCGGGAACGUGGUCAAGUCCAUUGGUAACCAGGCGGGUGGCUUCGACAUCCGCGCUAAGGUGGCUCCGUUAACGGCGCUGGUGGUGCCGGUGUUUUUCAACUACUCGCAGUAUUCGUCCAACUACGGGGAGGAUCUGGAGGUGGGCGUGCGGACGGUCGGCGGGAGCCGGUUGCCGGCGGUGAUAAGCGGUGUGGAGCUGUUUGAAGUGGUGCCGCAGACGACCACGGAGAGCUCAGGCCUCUCGGGUGCAGCAAUAGCGGCCAUAGUGAUAGGCUGUCUGUUCGUGGUGGUGCUGAUUGUCCUGGGAGUGGUGCUCAUCAUGCGGCGUCGCAGGGCGGGCGGGGCUGGCUUCAGCCAGAUCUCCGAGCGCUAG